Molecule: messenger RNA, 16734 nt
Organism: Lymnaea stagnalis (great pond snail)
Lineage: Eukaryota; Metazoa; Mollusca; Gastropoda; Lymnaeidae
Source: the annotation of a GenBank genome assembly
CCCUUAAAAACAUGGCGGCUUCCAUCAAUCCAUUAAAGUCCGAGCGAAUCGACAAUCAACUUAUUUUUCAGUCUCUAACUCUUUUGAAAGCUCCAGCAGAAUCCAAGUCUACUCUUUCAGGUGAUGAAGAUUUUAUAAAUGUAUAUUUUAGAUAGUAUUUGUUGCCUCUAAUUGCUCAGAAAGUUCUUAAUGCAUGCGAAAAGCAUCAUUAACUUAAAAUUAACUUAUCAUGUCAUUAUCAUUAACAGUAUUAACUUAAAAUUAAAUUUAAAAAGGGGUAAUCUACCACUUGAGCGUCGGCCAAGAAAAAAUCCAGUUGUUCCGGUUGGAAGGGCUAUUUAAACAACUAUUCUUACAUUGGAGCCUGUUAAUUAAUAUUUUUGCUUCCGUAUAGAAGCUCUUAAAUAUAGUAUAGCAUAGCACAAUACUAAUACUAAUACUGCCAAGCUACUGAUAUGCCAGGAAGAAAAUAACCUGUGGUUGCUCCCUUUCCUAGAAUAUCAUUGAACCUCGGCUCUCACCCAAACUCCACUCUGCUUGUUGGCUAGUUACACACUGGUGACAAUUGGAGAGCGUGAAAUUGAAGUUGAAGAAUUUUUUCAUUAUUUUACAAAUAUUGCUAGUGACAACUGAGUGUUUUUGUCCAAAGGGUGGAAACAGGAAUUGUUGAUUGUAUUGAGCAUGUGCAUUGCCACAAUAACAAAUUGAGCCCUGCGAAACCGCAGUUAUUAAAAGCGCUCAACUCACCCCACCCCAUGACUUCUUCUUCUAUAUCUUAAGGGCCCACGAUCAAUUUAUUGAUCAUUUUGGCUCCUAUGCAUGUAGAUGGGAUUUGCAAUGUUUCUGUUACUGGUGGUGAUGAGGAAAUUAUGCACUAGGGGUUUGAAGGCUUGAGGCAAUAGACACAAAUGCGUCUAGUGUUGUCGCCUCAACUGUUCCUUUUGAAAGAUGGUUCCAGUCCCUGAUUGUCUUGGGCAGGAAUGAGCAGCUCCUAUACUGGCUUCUUGCUGGUAUGAGCCUGAAUUGCCUGUCAUGGCCUCGUCGCUGUCUAUGGGGGAGAGGGACGAGUUUCUGUUUAAUACUGGAACAGUGGACCAGCCCAUUAUUUAAAACCUUUAUUGUAUACCUCAGAUUCGGCUAUUUGAUACAAACUCAGCUGCACUCAACUCCUUUCCUUGCUUAGCCUCGGGUCCAGAUGCACUGCAGUUAUAGACUCAAACUUCAAAGAUUGAAAUUGAGUAUUCUAUAAAGUUGCAUACUGUAUCUGAUUUGGAGAAACGCAAAUUAUAACACAGGCUCAAUUCAAUUAGGCUUUAAGGCGACUGUUAGGGUGUGUUUUUCUUUACACCCUAUUAUUAUUUAUAUAUACAUACAUUUAUAUAUAAACAUAAAUUACAUAUGAAAUUAGAUUUAGAUGUUUAAAAAAAAUAUUUAAAAAAAUAUGAAUUGUUUUUACAUUAAAUAUUAUUCCAUCAUUUUGAUGAGUCAUUCCAAAGUGUCCUCGUUUUAUAGCCAUUUUAAUUGUUUCUAUAGUAUAGUAGUUACUAAUCCUAGUGUCUCAUUUUUAUUUUACUUAGUUUACAUGUUUUUAAUAAUUGUAAAGCGCUUAGAGCUUUAAGGUAAGCGUUAUAUAAAAAUGCCUAAAUAAAUAAAUAAUUUAAAAUCUACAAACAUUUUACACUUCCAUUAAAAUUUUUUGUUUUAAAUUUAUUUUCAGAUGGUAAAGAAGAACUUUUGGACAAUGUUUUGCAGGAAAAUCUUGUAUCACUUUCAAAGUUUUUAUCACAUUCACCAAAACUUUUGUUAAUGUUGGGAAUUAAUCUAGAUAGGAAUGAAAAGUUUAUAAAUAAUGAUACAGAACUGACCACAAGACAGAAGUUCACUCAAGUUUGUGUUGAAUUACUCCAAUGUUUACGAAAAAAUCUAGCUGAGGAAAUAUCGGUUUACAAUGAUACUUUAGGAACUUCACAACCAGCUGAAAAAGAAAUUCCAAAUUUGCCACCUGGUGCUCUGAGCUUGCAACAAGAAAGUCUUGUUUCUACAACUCUCCAGUUUGUUUUGGUUCUGGGAAUGAGCCCUUAUCUGUCUCCCGGCAUAGGAAUACCUGUCUCGCACCGCCUCGGGCCUGGUCAGAUAUUACUAGCCACAUCACAUGACUACACCUCUGAACUGGGACACCUACAGCAGAUUCAGUUUCUUUUGCCAGUUGCCAAGCUACUCACUGACAUAUUUGGUGUAUCUUCUUUACAGCUUUUGCUUGUUAACAGUUAUCUUUCCGACCUAAUAACUGUUCUUAUACAAAUUAGGUACUGUGCUAAGAUGGUACAGAAGAAUACUGAAUCCCAGAAGUCUCUGAAUCUCUCCUCUGUCGCCAACAAUAAUACCUUGCCAAAGGAAUCUGCCGGACCCCCGGGAAAAACUCCUGCAGUGGUUUGUGAAACUUUCGAGGCCCAUCCAACUGAAGAAAUAUAUGUUUAUGAUUCAGAAAUAUACAGGCAAAAAUAUCUUGAUCCUAACCAAAGACUAUGGACUCUUCAAUCUGUGAUUAACUAUGCUAACGCUGCCAUUGACACCACCGUCAGAUCAUCCAGUACACCUAUUGUUAUAAAAGCUGUCCUGAUGCUGUCUGGUAUUAGCAAGGUGAGCUGAAUAAAAUUUUAAAAAAUCGUAUUUCACUUGACACAAAAAUUUACAGAAGCUUGUUUUGACAAAAUAGUAAAGAAAAUUUGUACAUGAUAAAAAUUAUUAUAAAUAAUGUCUGAUUUUAAUAAAUGCACUUUGCAUGUAAACGAUAUGGAUGGGCUAGUGGUACAUGAAUACUCUCUUUCUCUGGUAUCCUUUUUAACUCAUAUUGUUUUUAAAAUAGAAUUAGGUUAUUAGGGAUAAUUAGAGGGAUAUAUUGUCUAGUAAAUUAACUCAAAUCUUUAUCUUGUGAUAUAUACAUCAUAUUACUCAACUUAUAUUGUCGCUGUGGAAAAUUUGAUAGGGUUAUUCAAAGGCCCUCAAUUCACAUACCUGGCAUUCUUUCGCUUAACUUUAGUUCAAAUCUCAUAUGCAGGCAGGAAGCACAGUCAAAACCCCUCCGUGGUUUAGAAGGACUAUUGCUUGUUUAUUGAGAGAUGUCCUGAUGCUGUCUUCUGGUGUGCAAAAUUUUAUUUGUUCCUUCAUUGGAGGUGAGUGAAAAAUUUAAUUAAAAUUUUCUUUUUAUUUAAUUGAAGAUAAUCAACUGCCAUAACCCUUCUAUGAACAACAGCAUUAAUCUUGCAAGUAAUCAUCACCUGAUCAUUAAGCUUUCAUGCAGUAAUGUGGUUUGCGUUUUCAUUGAUACCAUCCAGUGCAAUCAUCUUCAACUAUCAACUCACAGGAUUGGCAAAGAUGUCAAGCUGUGGCACAGAUCAUUUCAAAGAGUCCCUUGACACCAAACAUCACACAGCAGUUCUACACAUCUGUUACAAAGCAGGUUGGCACACUUAUUGAAUUUAAAAAAAAAAAGUUAAGAUAAAGAAAUGAAAUUGUUGUGUGUAUUGGCUAAAAUGGUGAUUCACAGUUUAAAACAUUCACAUAGAAAUAUUGAGUUCCUUCCAAAAGUCAAACUUGUUCCACUGUUACUUGUUUGUAUGCCUACAUUAUAUGGUAAGGCUUAAUACGGUUAAAAUUUCAUGUGAUAUGUAUUUUAAAAUAGUCUAAAAUAGAAGACCAUGUUGUAGCAUUAGUCACAUGUUAAAUCAUACAUGCCAUCCUGUGCGUUAUAAAAAGUGUACAAAAGUCUUUUUUAAAAAAAAAUAUGUACAACACCAUGAAAAACUGUACAAAAAAAAAGAAAAGUAAAAAAAAAAAGUAAAAUUAAUAACUCUUGCAUCAUUGAAUGGAUGAAUAAAAAUGAAUACUCUUCCCAUUGUUGUGUAUACAUUUAAGCAUGUUUACAUCAUUUAUAAAUUGAUAUAUCCCAUCUUUUAAAUGGAAAUAACUUGUUAUGUGUCUGAUUUAUUUUUAAAUUUUGAGAUUUUUUUUACACCGAUUAAUAGGAGUUUUAUAAAAAAAAAUAGACAAAUGAUGAAUUUAUAGAAUUUGAGAUGCAAUUGGACAUAAUUCUUUGAUGAAUAAUGCUAUUUGUAGUGACACAGAUUCCUUUAUUUAAAUUAACAAAGUCAAGUAGCUUGAUGUUGAAUUUAUUGCGCCACCAGUUUUGAACAUGUUGUGCGCAAAAAUAUUUCAUUUCUCAAUCCAGUGAAAAACAGGUAAACCCUACAGGUUGGCAUGUAUGUGUUGAUUAUCCUAACUUGGAAAUGACCUAGAAUUAAUUUGAUUCACUCCUCAUUUUUUUUUUCACAGCUAACAGAGCUCCUCCAGUCAUCUCAGGUCAAGGAGCAGCCAUUGGUGACAAGGGCUGUGGGUGCCACUGUGUUGGAGCUUUACACCCAACACCCAGAUCUGGUCCAAUCCUUAUGUCUGUCACAUUUACACGCACCUCUCCUCAGUCUGACCCAACACAAUGGUGAAUAUUGAUUCAAAUAUUUGUAACAUGUAAAAAUAACAACUUGAUGAAAAUUAAUAAAAAUUAAAUUACUAUUUUCUCUUAAAAGAUACAAUGAAAGACCCAUCCUCUCCUUAUAUCGUUCUCUGUUAUUUUUAAAUGGAUACACGCCAUUCAUAACUAUCUCACAAAAUGUGAUGUUACGCACUUAAAAUUAUUAUCACAUUGAUGGUGAAUCGGUGGUGCAAAGUCAAAGGAUCCUAUUUGCACUUACAAAUGUUUUUUCCCGUUUCACACAAAGUGUUGGGUUUUUUUACCCAAGGGAUAAAAAAGUAUUUUGGUGAAAAAUGUGAACUAUAGAUAAUUAUGAAUCUACCCAUUCUAAUGGUUUAAAAUUUUUAGUUUAUGCUACCCAGCAUGUCUUAUUACAGUUGUGAUUGAAUGAAACUUGACAAUCCAUUUCUUAUCCAUCUGCAGCCCAGUAUUUACAGGCUGAUAUCCUGGUUUCAGAAGAUGUGAUGACCUCCUGUUUAGAAUGCUUACACAGAGUAGGUUUUUGUGUUGUUAGCUUACUAAGCAUUAUUUCAGCUAGUGGUUUAGCAAUCGGGAUCAUGUACCAUUAAAAAAUUUAGCUUUUGUGUACAUUUUUUGUUUGGUUUCUUAAUAUUUUUUUUUUAUUGAUGUACCAGUACUUUUUGUCAUUGUUGCAAUGCAUUCAUAUUGAAAAUAAUUUGGUCACAAAAGACAAUUUAGAUUUUAGAUUGUGUUUUUUUUUAUCAAAUUCCUCUUUGUUUAACUUAAAAAUGCAUUUAAUAUUAAUUUGUUUUUUCUCCCAGCUUUAUGUUUUAGGUCAGGAGCCACAGUCCCUUAUCUUGUCCACACUUGUCCACAUUGUUGGUGUCCUGUUUGAAGUCUUCAUCUUUGCAAUGAACAGUGCCUCCAAUAUCAAGUAGGAUCUGAUCUCAUGCAUUUUAUAAAUUUGUAACUGUAAGGUUGAUUGGCUUGUUUUGGGGACUUGCGGUAGAUUUACAUUAUUGAAAUUGUAAUUCUUUGUUAGAAAGAUGCAUAGCGUUUUGAUUUCUCAAAGGGGAAGCUCUAGCUAAUGUAUUGGUGUCUUUUUAAAAGUUAUUUGUUAAUUUAAGCCUUGUGUGAUACUUGUGGUUUCAAUAUUUCACUUGGCUUCCACAAGAGCUCUCCUUGAAUUCAUUACACACACAAACUUAUCUCUUUUCAUUUUUAAUGUGUUUAUGAUACAUUCAAGAUACACUUUCUUUUAGAAAAUUAUUUAUGGAACCAUCUGGCUAAUUUUUUCAUAAUAUUUAUUUCAGAACCUUAUGCUGUGACCUGAUUAAAAUGUAUCUCAGCCACUGUGAUGUAAAGGAGGCUGUGACCUGCUUGUUGACCCUCACAUCUAACGCUGGUGACCCACAGGUCUCACCUUUUCCAUCCUUAGACAGCAGAGCAAAGCUGGUGUGGGGAGGAAAUGGAGGAGUUCUGGCUGUGGCUGAUAACACGGAGACAAUGUAAGUUGGCAAUAACUUGCCAUUAUUUCUACGUCCUUAUAGUCUAAAGAAGUAGUGGAACAGCGUCUGUAAAAGCUUGAAAUAUAAAGACGGACAUUACAAGGAGAACGUUUCAGUUAAGAGCCCUUUCAACAGACAGGACAAAAGAGUCCUUCAUUUAUUAUCCCAUAUAUUUUUACUUCACUCACUGUGCAUCAAACUAAUGUUCAAAAAGAAAAUUUAAGAGAAUUAGGCUAGUUAUCACUUAGCUGUUCUUUCACCAUUUAAAAAAAGUCUGUUAUUCAUCAGACUGGACACAGAUUCAUGGACAAAACCAGUGGAUGGUGCUAUGGCUAUUUUGACCGAUGUCAAUUCCGAUGUUUUAUUGUCACAGCUUUUCCUAAAUCUGUUGGAGGUAAUGAAACAAUUAGCGUAGCAGUGCUUACACCGACAUAACUUUGAAUUAGGCAUGGAACAAAGUAGAUUUAUAGUUAAUUUACGAUAAAUAUUUUAUAAAAACUUUAUGGAGUAAAUACUUUCAUAAAUAAGUUUUCAACCAUAUCUGGCUCCCUGCACUUUACCGAUUUUACAUUCGUAGAGAAUAAUGGAUUGGAAUUUUAUCAAAAAAUUUUUUUAGAAACUCACAAAUAUGGUUACCACAGAAACAGACCACCUAGAUAUCCAGCUGCCAGGAUAUCUGCUGUCUCCCAAGCAGCGUAUGCAAAAUAUUUCUGAAUUAAGAAAGAAAAUUUCUUAUGUCAGUUUCUUGGCAUCGCUUGGAGAAAAAUUUGGAGAAAAAGUCAUUCAGAGCGGUCACCAUGUUUUGGCUUUUACGAAGGUAAAAGGUUUUGAUACUUGUCAUACAGAUAUUGCCAUUGUCUUCGAUUAAUACUUUCGACAAAUAUUCCAUUCAUACCUCAUUAAAGAUAAAUAUGCUGAUGAAAUUCUAUUUUUCUUCCAUUGGUUUACACUCUCAAAUAAUUGUCUGGUUUUUUUUUUAAAUAUCUAUUAAUGGGAAUUCAUUUUUAUGCAAUUUUCAAAAUCAGGCUACGUUAGAGAGAUGCAUCAAAAUUUGUCUGCAAACUGAUGAUGAACCCACUAAACUCUUUGAGUGGGAAACUGUAUCCAUGGCGAUGGGGUUGUUGACAGCUGUGCUGGGAGGUGCAGUUCAAGUAAGCUAAUGAAAGAUUUUGGAGAAGUUUGAGAGUGAACAAAUUAUAAUGUUUAAUAGGUCAAUGUUUGGCUUAAACUUUUUAAGGAAAAAAAAAAACUUGAAUAAUCAAGUAUAACUUUUCUACCCAUCAGCUGACAGAGCAAGACAAGAAGCUGUUGGAUGAUUUACUUCCCCUGCUGACAGCAGUUAGUGAGAGUGACGCAACAGAUCCCACGGUCAAGGAGAUGGCAGAGGAUUUGAAGAUUGCAGUGGCCACUCGAGGUCUUGUCUGGUCUGAGCUAAAACCAACAGACAAGAAGAAGGUAGUUAAUCUAAAUUCAGCACUGUUUUAGUAUGGAUUCCAGGUUUUGUCCAGUGUUACAGGAAAAUGUUAAGAGAUUGACAAAAAAUAAACAUUCCAUUAUUUGUGUAAACAGCUGGUUUUUUUUAAAAAUGUCCUUUUAAGACAACUUGGAGAAUAAUGUUUUCACAAAACUUCAUAUAUUAUAUCAUAUCAAAAUCUAUUUUUUUUUAAUUUAUAAAAUUUUCUUUGUAUUGAAUUUUCUUUAAAAUCCCUUUAAUUAUUGUUUGUAAGAUCCCUAUAUGUUGUUUUGUAAAAUCCCUUCAUCUAUGAAUAUUGCACAGUGUAGUGUAAACUUUCUCAUCUCUAUUCAAUUCUCAGAACUUCAAGCCUCCAGCCAAGUCAGAAAAAAAGGAGAAACCAAAGGAGUCCAAGUGUUUGAUACAAGUUCUUGCUGAGACAACUUUUGAUGAAUCUACUUCAAACGUAGAUUCUGGUAAUGCUUGCCAACAAUGCACAAUACUUGGAGAAGAAAGUGGGGAGAGGCGUCUGCCUCAUGGUACCACAAACUACUUUGACCAUUCUGAGUCUCAAUUGGCAAUGCCUUAGAGAAGUCUUAUUUGCCCCUCUUCAGACAUUUAUUAUUUUAAUAUAGUGAUCUGCACACAAUCUCCACACCAAAUCAGUUAGUGCUACUUGUAAUCGUGGUAGUAAACUUUUGCUGAACUCAUAUUAGAUUUAAGAAAACCAGAGCGCAGUGAGCAUGCUAAAGUAGCAUGUAUACUUGUGCUAUAUAAAUAUCCAAUUAAUCAAUCAAUAUACAUUCAGCCCAACAUUAACUGUUUUAUAAACAUAUAUAAAUUUUCUUUGGGUGGUGCCCAGGAGAGGGUUUAAGGAAUUAAUGCACUGCACAUUCAGACUAAUGCACCUCUAUACCCGGAAAAGGUUGGGGAGGUGGGGUGGGGGGUCAGAUUUUUCUGUAAUAAAAAGGAGAAUGAACAAAAUGAUAGUGUUGAAACAUUUGCGUGAGACUUUAGUUAUUCCUAACUUUUUAAUUAAAAUUUAAAUUAAAUUAAUUGAUUUGGAAACAUAUUUACUACUGGUAUGUAAAAAUAAUUCUAAAAUAAGAAAGAAAAGGACUCAAUAAUGAAAUUUAAAUAUUAAAAAAUUGUAAAAUGUCUUAUAAUUUUAAUUCAUACUAAAAUAUAUUUAAAAAUGUUCAAUUAGUUUCUGUUAUAAUUACAGACAUUGUUUUAAAAAUUUUAUUGCACUUUGAAAAAAAAAAGUAAUAUAUCGAGGGCUUUUCCCAUAGUUGACUUUGCUAUUCCACAGAUGAGAUCUCUGCUCCAAAUGAUUCUAACAGCAGCAAGAUUCAGCAGGCGCUGCAGGAUCUCUGUGACCCUCUGUUGCCUGUAAGGAGCCAUGGUCUCAUCAGCCUUGCCAGGUUGGUGGACGACAGGGAGCCAGAUAUUGUGGGCAAGUCGGAAAUGUUGCUAAAGGUGAGCGCUCAUUAAUUUCAUUCGUUUCAGAAAAAAAAAAUGUUAAUAUAAAAUUAUUGUAAUGAUUAAAUCUGCUAUAAAAUAAAUUAAAAUUGUGUCAUAGUUAUAAAAAAAAAUUCUGUAACUGAUUAGCUCUCGCUUGAAAAAUAGUGUGUGGCUGAAUUAAAUGUAAGUUUUACCACAUGCAGGUCUAUGUACAAAUUCAGUUUCUGUUUUAUUAAUUAUUACCAUGUUUUAAUAAGUAACAUAACAUUUUGUAGAUAAAUUAAUUUGUUAUUAUUUUUAAGAGAGUAGCUUUCAAAAAUUAUAAAGAUGUGCCAACUUAUCUUCAAGUUUUGAAUUUCCGAAAUCUUUAAUUAUUAUUUAAACUUCAUGGUAACCACAUCUACACCGAAUUAGAAGAAGUUUCCAAAUGUAAUGAAAUCAGCAGUUGAAUAAACAUGUCUCCAACUAUUUACUGUUUGUUUGAUUCUGGUAACCUUAUCCCUUGUUGCCAUAAAAAAAUACUUGCUAACUAUUCCUUCAAAAUACAAUAAAUAUGACAAAUUGCAUUUUUGCCUUCUGACUGUCCUAUGUGGUUUUUAAUUAUCUUCCUGUCUGUAAAUUAAAAUCCAGACCUGUUUACUCUUACGAUUUUGGCGUACAAUGUACGAUUUUUAGAUGUCUUUUACGAUUGUACACCGAGACCCCCCAAAACUACGAUUUUCAGAGAGCCGGUGAAACAAAUGUUUAUGUCAUUUUGUCCGAUUAAAAAAAAAAAUUAAAAAUUUUCGGUUGUGGAAGCUUUGGCCCUUUUGGCCCCGCAUUGAAUGGACCCAGAAAAACGAUGGGUUUUUGUAUAUUUGUUUAUAGUUGGGACCAUCCUUCAUUAUAUUAUGUACGCACUGAAAGGGGAGGUGGUGGUUGUUGAUUAAAGAGAUUGGUGGCAUACCAGAAACACGGGUUGGGGGGGGGGUAGGAAAGGUGGGAGUUUCAAAAGAUAUAAAAAUAUCACCGCCACGCAUCCUAUUGAUAGUGGUGAUGGUCUUAGUGUUGCUUUGCGUGUCACAGUGAACCAGCCAGCUGUGUCAGCAGCAAUCUUUAGGCUAGUCGCCUGGCAACAACUUCACUCACCACCUCAUUGGACUGCUACUGCUAGCAAGCGUGUGUUCGUCUGAACCGCGGGGAUUGUGAAGAGAGAAAACUAGAGGUGUGAGAUUUAGUCAGUGGCAUUAAAAAAAAUAUUUUAGAUCUCGCAAAGCAGCUCUAUCCAGAGGCGUAGCGAGCGGGGGCAGGAGGGGACAGAUUCCCCGGGCGCCAGCUAGUUAGGGGGCAUGUUUCUUUCAGAAAUUUUCCCCAGGGGGGAGCACUUCAGAUUUUCGGGGAAGGGGUACUUCAGAUUUUUCGGGGGGUGGGGGGCAGUGCCAGCAGUUCCAGUUGAUUUAUUGUUGGACAUAUUUUUGCUCCUGGGGGCACUUGCUUUCCCCGGGGGAGGGGCACUGCCCCCCCUCCCAGAGAUAUAGCUGAAAGAAACCCUGUUUAGGGGCGCCAAAAUGUGCUUUGAUAUUAUUUUAUUGAUGAAAAUAAUGGGCUUGAGAGUUGAAAAAAAGAAAAAGGGGCACUUUAAAAUGGAUCUUGUCCCCGGGCGCCAAACACCCUCGCUACGCCUCUGACUCUAUCCCCCUCAACGAUUUUAAUACAAUAAAACAGUUUUGUAUCACUACUGCUACUACUGUGCCCCACCCCCCCUAUUUUUGUUUACAGCUUGUGGUGGUUACUAGUCUCUGAUACUAUAGCAGUGGUCGGCAAGCCGCGGCUCGGCCAGACUGCGGCUCGGCCAGUCAACUACAAAGCGGUUUUUACUCCGAAAAACAUGGUCCUUGACAGGUUCUUGAAAAUAAAUUUGGCUCGCAAAAUUUGUUUAAUGGUCCUGCUGCUGAUUUGGGCUCUUUUGACAACUCAGGGGCAUAUUGGAUAGGCGAGGGCACUAUGUUUUUCCUAUUAAUGAGGGUGGGGGAAGGUGGGUUCGUCACCAGCACGGAAAUACGUGUUAGUGGACUAGUGUGUUGUCACUAUGUCGUGUUAAAUAUGACUACUACAGCGACCUCUUUAUGAAAACACAAAGCAUUAGUAUACGGUAUACGAUAAAUGCGAAGCAUUGUGGUAUUUGUAUAGCCUUAAUAAUAAUAAUAAUAGACCUAAUUAGAAUUCGUGGAUUUCAGAUUUUCAUGUGACAGUUGGCUCUAUAAGAGACUGUCAGGAAUCAGGAUAAUUAUUGUAGAAUUUAUGCCUACAUGUAGGUGCAUUCUGGUGCCCCCCCCCCCUCCAACCCAAUCAAAACUCAUACGCAUCCUCAGCGAGUAAGUCAUAUUUGGAUGGCCCUUUAAGUUGGCAAGGCGUGCAGCUGGGGGCGAGCUAGGAAUCAUUGUUAACUUUUUCAUUUUUAUUUGAAAUGUUAUAUAUGGGCUGUCCAAACAGCUCUGGCGCUAGAAUUUGGCUGCAUUGACCUAUGUGCACAUUGCGUGAUUUUAAUGUUACCAUUAUCAUUAAUGGAAUCGGCAAUCAUUCUUGUUUUCGGUUCCGUAGUUGACCUCACUUAGUAUUUUACGAUAUGACCUCGACAAAAAGAAAGGCUCGCGGAAUGGGCGAUGAAGAAGAAACUUCUCUUUCUACCGAUAAACAUCCGAUUCAACAACAGAAAAAGAAAGUUUAUCAGCAGAUAUUCUUGCUUGAAUAUCAGACUAAAUUGACUGGGUUGCGUUCUUUGUCGAAUGGUCCAUCAUGCGCACACUGCACAAUUACACAAUCUGCAAGUCGGACUUUUCAUCAACAAUCUAUCAUGGACAAAAGGAGUGGUGUUGAUUUAGGAAAUUUUGGGUUUGGCGUGGGUCUAAAUACUUAAAUCUAUACAAUCAACACCGCGACAUUUCCGUAAUGACAGGUUGGGGGGGGGGGGCUGUUCCUCGGCAGAAAGAACGUACGUUAUUUAAAAAAUCUACAAUAUUCAUCCCCUAACUCUGAAAGUCCAAAAAUAGCAUUCUAUUUAUAUCUCGAAUGCUGUAAAAUACCACCCGAUGUUUUGUAGGAAUUAUUGCGGUGAUGUUGUCAAGAUGUAUUUUCACCAAUAAACUCGUUAGAAAAAUGAAGUGACCGCAGUUUGCAGUUAACGUCAGUCGAAUACUGAUUACCUUACAGUUCCAUUUUUUAACAAACCGCUGAACUGGAUGCCACUGAACACGCUAUACCAGUAGAUGCUGUAUACAUUCUUUAUUAUAUAUACUGUAUAUUUAUGUAUUUACUAUUAAGAUACUGUAUUGUACGAUUUUGAGACGAUAUUGUACGAUUUUAGGAGUUUGAGGGUAAACAGGUCUGAAAAUCUCAAACCCAAACAAAAAUAAGAAUAUAAAUAUAUCACUAGUUUUACUAUGAAACUAACCAUGACACCCAUAGCAGCUCAUGGCCAUGAUUAAAGGAAGUUUAUCGCCACCAGUAGCUUAUCGUAUUUAACCAGUUAAGACAAUAUAGCAAAAGACAAUACGGCAAAAUUACUUUUUAUUAAAUAGAGUGUACUAAUACGUAAAAUGAACAUUUUUGAAAAUACUUUAAAACCUUAAUUUUAUCUUGGCCCCAGGUGUUCCUAGAAAAUAUGACACACACGGAUUCCUACGUGUACCUGGCAGCUGUCAACGGGCUGGCUGCAUUAAGUGAUCUCAACCCCAACCUUGUGGUGCCGCGCCUGGCGGCAGAGUUUAAAGCGCAAUGUUUGAAAGAUCCCGGCUCAAAGUCCCCAGAAACAACUUUGAAAGUCGGAGAGGCACUCGUUAAAGCCACCAAGCGUUUAGGUUAGUUGACUGGUUUCUCCUCAUAAAAUCUGUCAGUUUUCCACUGAUCUGCUUUCUUACAAGCAACAGUUUGUUACGUCCUUUAAUACAUCAGUCACAAAAUGUACACUUAUGUCAAGCAUUGACCAGUCACGUUUCUACAUAGGGUUGAUUGUUUUGUUUUUUUAUUAUUUCUAUAUAUUUAGAUAGCGCAUGGACAUUUUGGACAGAUUUUUAAAAUAAAGAAUUGAUUUCAAUAGAUUGAUGCUGUCCUUAUGGGGGGGAUACCAAAUAUACAUCUGUAAAUGAUUCCAUUGCUAAAUGUAAAUGCAUUAUAAUCUGAAGCUUUAGACUGUUUUUUUUUUUUUAUUAUGGAUAAGUUGUGUUUUUUUUUAUGAAUAGUGAAGCAAGCAUUAUCAAACAUUCUAAUCCUUUGCAUAUUACAAAUAAUUAAUUUCAUUUUGAAAAUAAUAAUUAAUUAAUUCGAAAAGGGCUUAACACAAAUUAAUUUUUCGCCAUUUUUUAAAAAUUAGGAGAGCUGACACCACACUAUCGUCACUUGCUUCUUCCUGCAAUCCUGAUUGGUUGCCGCCAUUCCGACUCUUUGGUUAGAGCCAGCAGUCUGUCAGGCCUGGCAGAGGUUUGCAAGCUGUUGCGAUAUGCCAUUGGUCCUGUGUUGUUUGAGGUAUGCGCACAACAGUUUGCCGCAUUUCUAUAAGAUAAGCUUGCUCCAUAAAUAAGUGCGUUUAGGUGCCACUUUUAGAAUGGCACUCGUCCUUCAUAGGAAGCAUAUUGAGGGAAGUAAAUUUUUCAUAAUAAAUAUAGCAUUGAAAGAGGUAUUGUUCAUAUUAAAUAUUGACUUUAAUGUAUCAGAAUUUGGACAGGAAACUGAAAUUUACUCAAUUUUUAAAAGAAUGGCUUAUACAUAUUUUUGUGACAAAUACAAAAUAUUUUUUUAAGUACCAUAGCUAUAUCACAAAAAUUAUAAUUUAUAGUUUGUGGGCAGUUGGUCAGUUUCAUGUGAUCAAAUGACGAAUUACUUUGUGGUGGAGGUGUGUCAGUUUUAGAUGAUCAAAUUUAAUUUAAUGUCAGGGCUGGGGGAGUUAGUCAGUUUUCAUAUUAUCGAAUUGACAAAUUUUACUGCAUUUAGUUUCUUAUCAUGAGGUCUUUUGAAAUGCUUUUUAAUUUAUUUUUUUAAUUUUUUAAAUUUUUUUUUUGUUAAUGUUCAACCCUUUACAUCUGAAAUGUGUUUUAACCUCUAGAAUUUUUAAAAUCAAUAUAGAAUUUUUAAAAUCAAUAUAGAAUUUUUAAAAUCAAUAUAGAAUUUUUAAAAUCAAUAUAGAAUUUUUAAAAUCAAUAUAGAAUUUUUAAAAUCAAUAUAGAAUUUUUAAAAUCAAUAUAGAAUUUUUAAAAUCAAUAUAGAAUUUUUAAAAUCAAUAUAGAAUUUUUAAAAUCAAUAUAGAAUUUUUUAAAAUCCUGAUCAAUUUCAUUGAAAGAGAUUAUGUCUCUGCACAUUAGUUUGGCUAAUAAAAUAACUUGUUGCCGAUAGGAAACAAGUUCCAGUUUCAGUGACAGGUUCAUCAUAGUAAACAGUGAAUAGUUAAUUUUUGCAUGAAGACGUUUCUUAAACUUUCAUGACACCAGAAAUUGCAAACAAUAAUUAAAGUGUUUUGCUGUAUUCUCAGAUUUUCACCUGCUGCAGGGAUGUGAUCAGUUCAGAUGUUGACCCCGAGCCGAGAAAGGCUGCAGUAAUGACCUUGACACAGCUGUUACAGGGAUUGGGCAAAGAGGCACUCCUGGUAGGUCUAGGAAAGGUCAUGGAUAACCUCUGGCUCAGAAUGGUUUUAUUUCUAAGCCCUUAAAAUGUGAGGCGGCUAAGUCGCUUUCAGAAUUUCGGAAGUUGUUGGAAAAAAAUGUAGCUCCAGUGGCAACUAGCUUGUAUUUUGAUGAAGAGAAAUGGGCAGUUAGCUACAAACUGGGUUAACGGGCCACUAUUUAUUAAGUGUAUGAAAUCAGUGAGGCAUCAGCAUACAAAUUAGAAUGGUGUUGCUAGUAUUUUGCCACCCACUUCUGUGGAAAAGACUGCAGUUGGCUAACCCACCCCCCCCCUCCCAUCUAUGUCACAGCAAAGGAAGGAACAUUUUCCAACACUGUAAACAUAAAGAAAAAAAUGGAGCUCCAGUGGCAACUAGCUUGUAUUUUGAUGAAGAGAAAUUGGCAGUUAGCUACAAACUGGGUUAACGGGCCACUAUUUAUUAAGUGUAUGAAAUCCGUGAGGCAUCAGCAUACAAAUUAGAAUGGUGUUGCUAGUAUUUUGCCACCCACUUCUGUGGAAAAGACUGCAGUUGGCUAACCCACCCCCCCCCCUCCCAUCUAUGUCACAGCAAAGGAAGGAACAUUUUCCAACACUGUAAACAUAAAGCUGGUCAGUCUCUCUUACAGUGCAUUGAGCUGGUCAGUCUCACUUACAGUUACAGUGCAUUGAGCUGAUCAGUCUCACUUACAGUUACAGUGCAUUGAGCUGGUCAGUCUCACUGACACUGAUUUGAGCUGGUCAGUCUCACUUGCAGUGCAUUGAGCUGGUCAGUCUCACUUGCAGUGCAUUGAGCUGGUCAGUCUCAAUUACACUGCAUUGAGCUGGUCAGUCUCACUUAGAGUACAUUGAGUUGGUUGGUCUCAGUUAUAGUGCAUUGAGCUGGUCAGUCUCACCUAUAGUGCUCUGAGCUGGUCAGUCUCACUUAGUAUGAGAGCCACAGACAAAGCCUUAGUAUGAGAGCAACAGACGUAGGAUCAUGUAUCAUUUUCCUAUCAACAUAAUACUUUAUUAUAAUAGUCAUAUUGAGCUCACCCCCACCCCCCCCUUUUUUUAAAAUAAACAUUCUGUAUGAACUUUAAAAAAUGUCACUCUGGCAUUUCCAUGAAUUUUAAUGGCAACGAUUUCAUUAUUUUAUUCACAGGCCCUCGGUGAUGUUUUGUUGGAGAUCUACAGGGCUCUGAAGACGUCCUUGACCCACGACCCCGAUGUCAAAGUUCAGCUCCAGGCACAGUUGGCAUUGAAUGAACUAGACCAGAUUAUGAGGGACUCUUUGUUUGCUAAACCUGAACUGAAGAAAAAAAUUACCAUCCUAGGAUAUCAGUGAUGAUUAAUUACUUGAACCAGCCGGACAUGUUGGUGAAGAUAUAUUACUUGAACAAUCCGGAGAUGUCAUCGAAGAUAAAUUACUUGAGCAAUCCGGAGAUGUCAGUGAAGAUAAAUUACUUGAACCAUACUAUGUGGUGGAUAUCAAAUAUUUGAUGCCUUCAAAAUGAUCUGAUAUCUGGCUUGUGGAUUCCCUUCCCCACAAUGUGAUUGAAUGCAUGAAAAUAAAUGUGAUCUACUCUAUACAAGUAUUCUGUUGGGAAGUAUUACAUUUUUGUGACCAUUCUCUUCCCAUGACUGAAACAAUACGUCAUGUUACUUGUGAUAUAAGUUUUACUUUCAGCCUUCAUUCAUGCAGCCGUUGACAUCACAACCACGGCGAUCAGAGUUUGGAAUGUAAUUUAUUGUUUGCAUUUUGCAAUUGUUUGAAGAGCCAGAAUUUUCGUCUGUCAAGACACAGACCAAAUCUCAGUAGGCAAAGAGUUAAUAGAACUACACUUGUCCAUAUUGAGGACAGUUUGUGAUUGUUAAGAUACAUUUUUUGCCAUUAUCGUCUGAAUAAAAGACCUUCUUGGUUAAUAAAUAAAUGUAUAAUUUGAGGUUUAACAAAGAAAAAAAUGUUGCACAAUGAGAUACAUAAGUUUUUUUUUGAAAAAACAUUUGUUGACGAAGUCAUGUUCACAAAUUAUUUCUUUAAAAUGGCAUGUGCAGAGUUUUUUUUUAUGUUGUCAUAUUCUUGUGAUAUGUUAACACUAUGGAAUGUUACACUGUGGAAUGUUACACUAUGGAAUGUUUCGCAAUGAAAUGUUACACUAUGGAAUGUUACACUGUGGAAUGUUACAAUAAAUAAAUUAGCAAAAAAUGGG